This is a messenger RNA of Aaosphaeria arxii CBS 175.79, 1964 nucleotides long. RefSeq names its product MFS drug transporter. The transcript has 2 exons. NCBI's taxonomy places the organism in Eukaryota, Fungi, Ascomycota, Dothideomycetes, Pleosporales. The record is from RefSeq and is a predicted model, not a curated record. Gene Ontology annotation, biological process: transmembrane transport. Bases 267 to 1964 code for a protein of 565 amino acids. Gene Ontology annotation, molecular function: transmembrane transporter activity.
AAUGCAAUUUUAUACUAUAGAAUCUUUAGGAAGGUAGAGAAGCCAUCAUGAACCCGUAGGGCGUGAGGUAUAAUUACUCGUCGUAUUGAUUGGAAGGGCGCGCUCUUGAUUACAUGUAAUUCCCUUUUCGGGCUAGAGCGCACGGACUUUCAGAGAUCGCUCACUACCGCUCCUGGAGGUUAAAUAUCACGACAUACAUACAUCUUCAAUGUCUAAGAUGUGGGAUUAUCGUCGCUGAUACUUAAAUUACCAGAAAAAGGGAAAAUAUGGCAGACUCUAUCGUACCCUCUAAGCCUGUCGUUGAAGAUGUUCUCACCACAACAGAUGCUGAGGUGUCAGCUGAGCAACCUCCUGAGGAGCAACCCACUAAGCCAUUCGACGAAAUCGAGGACCCGAAAGCAAGAACGAAACUCCGUAUAGGAGCGAUUUUAUCAUCUUUAUACCUUGUACUCUUCGUAGCCGCCUUGGACCAAACUAUCAUUGCAACCACAAUCCCCACUAUCUCUGCAUCACUUCACUCAGCCAUGGGAUAUACAUGGAUUGGAAGCGCAUAUUCUCUGGCCACCGCUGCAUCGGGUCCGAUAUGGUCUCGAAUCAGCGACAUCUGGGGCCGCAAGCUCGCUCUACUUUGUGCUGUCGCCUUAUUCGCCCUCGCCAGUAUUCUUGCAGCUGUGAGCACGAAGAUGCAGAUGUUGAUUGCUGCACGUGCCCUCCAAGGAACAGCAGGAGGAGGACUCGGUCAGCUUGUAACCAUCACUAUCUCGGAUCUGUUUAGUGUACGAAAGCGGUCCCUAUACAUGGGGAUGUUAGGCGUCAUGUGGGCUGUUGCAGGAUCCGCUGGACCACCCAUCGGAGGAGCAUUAACACAAUUAGCAAGCUGGCGCUGGUGCUUCUGGAUCAACCUUCCCGUUUGUGGUUGCGCAUUCAUUCUCCUGCUCCUGUUUCUUGACGUGCACAACCCGCGCACGAAGUUCAGCGAAGGUAUCAAGGCGAUCGACUGGCUCGGGACCAUCUCGAUCCUCGCUGUGACUCUCCUCCUCCUUCUCGGACUAGACUUCGGCGGCUCGACAUUUCCCUGGAACAGUCCAAGGGUCAUAUGUCUGAUUGCUGUCGGUGGGGCCAUGAUUCUCUUUUUCCUGUUCUGCGAGAAGAAGCUGGCAAAGUAUCCACUCAUGCCACUAACCGUCUUCAAGACGCGCUCAAACAACGCAGCUUUCAUCGUAGGAUUUGCACACAACAUGGUGUCGAUGGGCGUGGAGUACUACCUCCCACUGUACUUCCAAAGCGUGAAGCAAGCCUCGCCCUUACGCAGCGGAGUUCUCGUGCUGCCGAUGAUGUUGACCAUGGCCGCGACAGACAUGACAUCGGGGUUUCUGAUCCACAAAACAGGACGGUACAGGGAAAUCAUGUGGGUGGGUGUUUCAAUGAUGACCCUGGGUACGGGUCUCUUCAUACUCUUCGAUGUGGACAUCCCGCUCGCCAAGAUCAUUGGAAUCGAAAUUGUAGCCGGACUUGGCCCUGCAAUGCUUUUCCAAGUACCAAGAAUCAUCAUUCAGAACUCUGUUAGUCAGGCCGAGACCUCGUCUGCAACUUCUACACUGGGUUUCUCUGGUGGGCUCGCGACAUCGCUAUCGCUGGUGAUCGGCAGCGUUGUUUUCCAGAACAGUAUGGGCGCAACGCAUUCAGCACUCGUAUCCGCCGGGCUCGGUGCCGAGGCUCUCGAGGCGUUGGCCUCUGACAAGGCGGCUGCGAAUGUUGACAUCGUCAAGACGAUUCAGGAUCCUGCAAUGCGACGAGCGGUGCAAGAGGCGUUCGCGUGGAGCAUGCGCAAUAUGUUCAUAACCUAUACGGCUAUCGCAGCUGUAGCCGUGUUCGCCAGCGCAUUCGUCAAGCAUACAAAGCUCCGGACGAAGCAUGAAGAGACGAAGACAGGGGUUGAGCAUUUGACCGAGAGGAAGGGAUGA